UGCGUCACCCCUGGUUGCUGGGUUGUCAGUCUCCCAGACUCCCCAGCUUUCCAGGUAGGGACGCCCCCUCCCAUGCAGCGGGGUUCCGAGGGUGGGAAGGAUGGGCUGGGCUCCGAGCGCCCGCCCCUCCAUCUAUCACAUGGCCGGAGAGUCACAAAAACAACAGCUUUGGCCAAGACCGUGACUUCAGAAAAGGGAACCCAGCUCCCACAGCCAGCCCCCUCCCCAUGGAAGACAGUUUUCUUGAAUCCUUUGGGAGGCUGAGCCUCCAGCAGCAACAGCAGCAGCAACAGCCGUCUCGGCAGCUGCCCCCGCGGGGGACGCCUCCGCGGCACCACAGCUUUAAGAAACACCUCUACCUCCUGCGAGGCCUCCCGGGCUCGGGGAAAACCACACUGGCCAGAAAAUUGCAGCAUGACUUCCCCAGGGCCGUGAUUUUCAGCACGGAUGAUUUUUUCUUCAGGGAAGAUGGUGCCUAUGAGUUCAAUCCUGACUUCCUGGAGGAAGCUCAUGAAUGGAACCAGAAAAGAGCAAGAAAAGCAAUGAGGAAUGGCAUAUCCCCCAUUAUAAUUGAUAAUACCAACCUCCACGCCUGGGAAAUGAAGCCCUAUGCAGUCAUGGCACUUGAAAAUAACUAUGAAGUUAUAUUCCGAGAACCUGACACUCGCUGGAAAUUCAACGUUCAAGAGUUAGCCAGAAGAAACAUUCAUGGGGUCCCGAGGGAAAAAAUACACCGAAUGAAAGAACGGUAUGAACACAACGUGACCUUUCACAGUGUGCUGCACGCGGAAAAACCAAGGCGGAUGAACAGAGCCCAGGACGCGAGCAGCGCCUUGCCUUCCAACAGCUGCUGGAACUCCUACGCCCACUUCCCCGCCCGGAGGGCACCUGGCGCCUUCACCCACCCCACCUCCUUCAGCCGGAGGGGCCGCUGUCACCAUGGGUAUUAAAGGCCCGCCUGACAGCCAUCCAGAAAUUUCCUAAAUGAGUUUUUACUUCAAUUUUUGCUAUUUAUUCUGCGUUGCGUUGUAGUCAGAGCUCUGAUGCAGUGUAAAUAGUUGCG
Messenger RNA from Ochotona princeps (American pika), 1063 nucleotides. It is a transcript of the gene N4BP2L1, whose product is annotated as NEDD4 binding protein 2 like 1. The transcript has 5 exons. The coding region runs from base 228 to 950 and encodes 240 amino acids. The record is from RefSeq and is a predicted model, not a curated record. NCBI's taxonomy places the organism in Eukaryota, Metazoa, Chordata, Mammalia, Lagomorpha, Ochotonidae.